GGUCGACGAGUGACUGCAUCAACAAUAUUUAUUUUUUUAUACGUGUUCGUGGUUCAUUUUUUGUUUUUCGCCUGUAAUUUGAAUGAGCUGCACGCAAUGCACGCCAAGCUGAGUGAAAUGGAAAUGCGAGUUGCAGCGCGUCUCAACGAGACACUGGGCAAAGAUGCCAAUCAGCUGCAUCGCGCUGCUUUCCUAGUCGAAAGCUACAAGCAGGAAUUGAAAAGCAUAAAUCAAACUCUCAACUAUGAGGAGCCGCAGAAUGUGUCCAGCUACAAGUCGGCGCUCAACUGCCAGCAGCAGGUCUGCGAGAGCAUCGACUUUGAGCUGGCGAAACUAGCCCAAUUUCGCGAGAAACUAGAAUCGAAGCUGGAGGAUUGCCAGCCAGCAUUACAGGGUAUCGCGGAGGACCUGCAGCAGGUGCGUCAGCUUCAGAAUGUGACGCAGUAUUUGCGUCUCGUGCAGGACAUCCAGGAGAUUAGCACAGCGCUGAGCCAGUCCAUCAAUGGUAAGGAUGAGGAGAAGCUGGUUAAUCUCUAUCUGACGCUCUACGAGGGCAAUGAUUGCGAGCACAGCGUUGUGGGUCGCUUACAGGCUGUGCAGGCACGCUCCCUGAAAUCCUACGCAGAGACCACUGCCAUCUAUUGGCAUAAAUUGCUGCUGCAGCGCCUCUCCAGCGAAUUUGAGGCGGUGCUCAAAGCGAUGCGCUGGGCGCAUCUGGAGCAGCAGCCCCUCAACUACUCACCCAGUCGAGACACUGCCAAGGCCCAGCUGCUCGCCGAGUACAUCUUUCUAAUUAAAUCUCCCGCGGAGGAGCGUGCUCCACUGCAAAGGAUUACGCCCAGCAUUGCUUGUCCGCCGAUUAGUCAGGUGGUCCAGUUGCUAUUGGCACCAUAUCGCCAGCGUUUCAUGUUCCAUUUUAUGGGCACGCGGCAAACAAAUCGUUUGGACAAACCCGAAUGGUUCUACACCCAAAUCAUCAACUGGGGCAAACAGACGCAUUUCCUCGUUGGCAAAACAUUUCAACCGGCCGCAAUGAAAGCUGGCAAACUGGAUUACAAUUUGAGGUUGGAGUUCAUGCGUGGGUUGGUGCAGCUGACAAUUGAGAAACUCGCAGCAGACAUUGAGCAAAUUGCCCAGGAUGAUCAUCUGUUUGCCCAUCUCCUCGACGAGACGCUGGCCUUUGAGGCGGACCUGCGUGAGACUUUUGGCUAUCCGGCGAGCUUUCCCAGCGCCAUCUCUGUGCUGACACAGCCCAUGUAUCUGCUGAAAUGGAUUGCGCUCGAGGAGAAGUUCUGUGCCGAGAAAAUGGAUCACAUACUGCAGGCGGAGGCGCCGUUUCUGCUCAUCGAUCCCAAUACGUAUGAGGAUGAUCUGAAGAUACCGCGUUGUGCGGAUCAAUUUAUGCGCCUGCUGGAGGCCAUCAAGGAUCGCUAUUAUGCCCUCAUCCAGCCGGGUCAUCAGUUGCAGUUUCUGUCUCUGCAACUCGAACUGAUUGACAGCUUUCGGCGGCGUCUCGUGCAGUUGCACAAUAGUGACGCUGUGACCAGUUUGCCGGUGCUGAAUGCCUUCAAUUAUUUGAUCAUGGUGCUCCGAGAGUGGGGUGAAAAUGUCCACUAUUUACAUUUGCAUGCAGCGCUGGCGGGUCCCAAUGCCAGUGAGAUUAAUUCGGUGUUUGAGCAUCCCGUUGCCGAACUCGAGCACUGGGCACGUCAACUGAUGGGCAAUCUGGUCAACAAGGCGGUCUAUGUGAUGAAGGCCAAGUCGAUGAACUAUCGCCACGAUGCCUGGGCCAGCAUGCCCGAACAGAAUAACCGGGAACCGUUCAUACUCUCACCCAGUGGUGGUGAAAUGUUCCAAGUGCUCGUCAUGGUGCUGCACAAUUUGGAGAGUGAGCUUUCGGCGAACCUGUUCAAUCAGACGCUGCGCCUGAUGGCCCAACAGAUCGAUGACUACAUGUUGGAGAGCAUGGUGCUCAACACGAGAUUCGCACCAGCGGGCGCCGCUCAAUUUAACUACGAUAUGACGCUGCUCUUUGCCCUCUUUGGCCAAUAUACGCGACGACCCGAGCUGCUCUUCAAGCGAAUUCACGACGCUUGCAAAUUGCUGACGGCGGCGCGGGGCACAGCUUUAUUAUUGCUGGAAACGCUACGCAGUGUUGACACAUCGGUGGAGGAGAAAACGAAACCAUUGCAUGAGCUCCGCGUGCUCAGUUUGGACAGCAGACAGUGCAUUGAAGUGCUCGAGCGUCGGACAGACAUCAAAAUAUAUUUUUAAUAAAGCUGAUCUGGCUGAUUUAAAAAGAAAAACAAAAAACAAGACUUUGUUGACCGGCCAAUGA
Molecule: messenger RNA, 2338 nt
Organism: Drosophila grimshawi
Lineage: Eukaryota; Metazoa; Arthropoda; Insecta; Diptera; Drosophilidae
Gene: Rint1
Product: RINT1-like protein
Exons: 5
Coding region: 97-2274 (725 amino acids)
Biological process (GO): retrograde vesicle-mediated transport, Golgi to endoplasmic reticulum; regulation of ER to Golgi vesicle-mediated transport; endoplasmic reticulum to Golgi vesicle-mediated transport
Cellular component (GO): Dsl1/NZR complex
Source: RefSeq, a predicted model, not a curated record